GCAAACAAAAGGAAAGACGACUUAUAAUAACAAAUGCCAUUUUUUAAAAAAGAAAAAUUUGUUUUCAGAAAAUACUAAAGGAAAUUGGAAUUUUUUUGCAUUCAAAAGAAGCUUUCAGGUAAAUGGAUUUGGCAGGCAGGCUCUGUCGAAAUUCUGCAGAGGUUUGAUCUUCCUUCUUGAGGACUUAGUGUGAAGUAAUUCUGUAUGGCUUUUAAAUUGCUGUUGAUCAGCUUGUGGGUUUUGGGGUUCUAACUUUUCUGGUAUAUUGAAGAUACAUUAUAUUACAUUUUUAAAAGUUAAGUUAUUUUUCUGCCAUUGUAAAUAUAAGUAUCAAAAUAUUCUUGCAAAGCAAUUAUAGGUAGGCCUUUUAAGAGAGUGGAAUGCUAACAGUUCUUACACAGCACUUUGGACACAAUUUUAUUUUCUGUCAGAGGUCCUGGCUAAACUGAAAAUAUUAAUUAUAUAAACCUGUUGUCCUCACAUCUACAUUGGAUUACACGGUCACCUGCCUCAUGGAAAUGCCUUUUUUAAAACUUAGAUUUUCAGAACUCCACUAUUUUUAUACCUAGCUACAGUCUUGGAAAAAAAGACUCAGAACCCUGACCGCUCACAGUCACUGGGACAAUUCCCUCUCCCGCAUGUAUUGCUGCAGUGCCCAAGACAGUAAAAUGGACUAUAAGCGGCGCUUUCUGCUUGGCGGGUCCAAGCAGAAGGUGCAGCAGCACCAACAAUACCCGAUGCCCGAGCUGGGUCGAGCACUAAGUGCUCCCCUGGCAUCUACAGCCACCACUGCCCCCUUGGGCAGCCUGACUGCUGCAGGCAGCUGCCACCAUGCCAUGCCCCACUCCACUCCCAUCGCCGACAUCCAGCAGGGCAUCUCCAAGUACCUGGACGCCCUCAACGUCUUCUGCCGUGCCAGUACUUUCCUCACUGAUCUCUUCAGCACCGUGUUCAGGAACUCUCACUACUCCAAGGCAGCCACGCAGCUCAAAGAUGUGCAGGAGCAUGUCAUGGAAGCAGCCAGUCGGCUGACUUCAGCCAUAAAGCCUGAGAUCGCCAAGAUGCUGAUGGAACUCAGUGCCGGGGCCGCAAACUUGACAGAUCAGAAGGAAUUCAGUCUCCAGGACAUUGAGGUGCUGGGGCGAUGUUUCCUGACUGUGGUGCAGGUCCACUUCCAGUUUCUGACCCAGGCGUUACAGAAGGUCCAACCAGUGGCCCACUCUUGCUUUGCGGAGGUGGUUGUGCCCGAGAAAAAGAGCAGCAGCAGUGGCGGCAGCUUGCCCGGCAUGGGCCACACACCUGAACUGGAGGAAGCUGUGCGGUCCUGGCGGGGGGCUGCUGAGGCAACAUCUAGACUAAGAGAAAGAGGAUGUGAUGGCCGCCUGGCAGGAAUUGAAGUUCAGCAGCUCUUCUGUUCUCAAAGUGCAGCAAUUCCUGAGCACCAGCUAAAAGAACUGAACAUAAAAAUUGACAGUGCUUUGCAAGCAUAUAAAAUAGCUCUGGAAAGCUUAGGCCACUGUGAAUAUGCGAUGAAAGCUGGUUUCCACUUGAAUCCAAAGGCAAUUGAAGCCAGUUUGCAGGGCUGCUGCAGUGAGGCAGAAGCACAGCAAACAGGGCGGAGGCAGACCCCGCCGCAGCCCAUGCAGUGUGAGCUUCCUACUGUCCCUGUGCAGAUCGGAUCGCACUUCCUGAAGGGCGUCUCCUUCAACGAGUCAGCUGCUGACAAUCUGAAACUUAAGACGCAUACAAUGUUACAGCUGAUCAAGGAGGCAGGCUGCUAUAAUGGAAUCGCACCAAGGGACAAUUUUCCUGUAACUGAAGUACUGAACCAGGUGUGCCCAUCCACAUGGCGCGGCGCCUGCAAGACUGCCGUACAGCUGCUGUUUGGCCAGGCUGGACUGGUGGUAGUUGAUACAGCACAGAUAGAAAAUAAAGAAGCCUAUGCCCCCCAAAUCAGUUUAGAAGGCUCCAGAAUUGUGGUUCAAGUCCCGUCCACAUGGUGCCUGAAAGAAGACCCUGCUACCAUGUCCCUGCUGCAGAGAAGCCUGGAUCCCGAGAAGACCCUGGGUCUGGUGGACGUGCUCUACACGGCUGUGCUGGACAUCAGCCGCUGGCGGGCCGGCAGGGAACAAGCUUUACCCUGCAUACAGAUCCAGCUUCAAAGGGAGAUCUGUGAUUUUGGGAAUCAGGCUGACCUGCCUUCUGGAAAUGGAAACAAACCCUCGGGGGGCCUGCAGAAGACCUUCUCCAAAUUGACGUCCCGGCUCACUAGGAAAGCAUCAUGUACCAGCUCCAGCAGCAGCACAAGUUACUCCAUCCUAAGUACCCCUUCCAAAAAUACCUUCAUAGCUGGGUGUGCAGAAGAGAAAGCCAAAGUGCCCAGUAAUAUUGAUUCAAGGUUACAAAGCAUUUUGAACAUUGGUAAUUUUCCCAGGACUACAGACCCUUCACAGUCAGCUCAGAAUUCCAGUAAUCAAAUGGCCAAUGGUUUUCUCAUGGAGAGGCGUGACAACUUUCUGCAAGGGGAUGAUGGCAAGGACGACAAGGGUAUGAACUUACCAACCGAUCAGGAAAUGCAGGAGGUGAUAGAUUUUCUCUCGGGCUUCAAUAUGGGCCAGUCACAUCAGGGCUCCCCGUUAGUGACAAGGCGUAAUUCUGCUGCCACAGCCAUGGUGACCGAACAGAAGGCAGGAGCCAUGCAGCCACAGCAGCCACCACUGCCCGCGCCCCCUGCACCGCGGCCACCCCAGGCUGGGGCGCACACACCUCUUACACCCCAGCCAGGCCUGGCACCUCAGCAGCAGUCCCCAAAGCAACAACAACCCCAGGUCCAAUACUACCAACACUUGCUCCAACCCAUUGGACCGCAGCAGCCCCCACCCCAGCCUCGGGCUCCUGGGAAAUGGGUGCAUGGCUCAUCCCAGCAGCCAGCACAGCCCGUUGGAGCGGGUCUGUCUCCUCUUGGCCAGUGGCCUGGCAUAUCUGAUCUCAGUUCUGACUUGUACAGCUUGGGUCUGGUGAGCAGCUAUAUGGAUAAUGUGAUGUCAGAGGUUUUGGGGCAGAAGCCUCAGGGACCUAGAAAUAACACCUGGCCAAACCGUGACCAAAGUGAUGGAGUCUUUGGAAUGUUGGGAGAGAUUCUGCCUUUUGAUCCUGCAGUGGGUUCGGACCCCGAGUUUGCACGCUACGUGGCAGGAGUGAGCCAGGCGAUGCAGCAGAAGCGGCAAGUCCAGCAUGGUCGCCGCCCAGGCAACCCCCGGGGACACUGGCCCCCCAUGGACGAUGCCCAUCGGACCUGGCCUUUCCCAGAGUUCUUCACAGAAGGGGAUGGCCUGCACAGCGGCUGGUCGGGUACUCAGGGAGACUCAGCCAGCUCUAGUGAUGAGACGUCCUCUGCCAACGGAGACAGCUUGUUCUCCAUGUUUUCAGGGCCUGACCUCGUUGCUGCCGUCAAGCAGAGAAGGAAACACAGCAGUGGAGAGCAGGAGACCGGCACACUGCCCUCACCGCCUCUUCUUACCACAGUGGAGGACGUCAGUCAGGAUAACAAAACCAAAACGUGGCCACCCAAAGAACCCUGGCAACACCCUUCUCCACUGCCCAGCACGCUGCCCAGCCCAAGCGCACCGCUCUAUGCAGUCACCAGCCCUGGCAGCCGGUGGAACGACACCAUGCAGAUGCUGCAGUCCCCAGUGUGGGCUGCCACCAGUGAUUGCAGCGCCACCUCCUUCACCUAUGUGCAGACCCCACCACAGCCCCCACCCCCACCAGCACACAAGGCAGCACCCAAGGGCUUCAAGGCCUUCCCCGGGAAGGCUGAGCGCAGGCCAGCCUACUUGCCCCAGUACUGACCCAGGCCAGCCUGCCUGCCCACCCAAAGCCGCUGGGGCCAAUGUCCCCAUCCCAGGGCUGACUAGCUGGCACCAGCCCCCAAGAGGACCAGUGCACCCCUGUCCCAGGAUCCUUGGGGAUGGGGGUGGUUGGCUGUUCCAAGCCUUUAAGGCCUAGCUUCUCAAACUUAGGAGACAUCAGACCCCUGGAGGGCCAGCUGAAGACGGAGGUCUCUGACCCUUCUCAGGGAAAUGCUGGGAUCUCCGAGCUUAAUAAGCACUUCUGGUGAUUCUGAUGCAGUUGGGCCACAGGCCACACUCUGAGAAACACAGCUUUCAAGUUUGUAGUCUCACUGUGUGGCUGGGAAGGCAUCAGGCCUGAAGGCUGACUGCAAAACCGACCAUUCUGAACCCUUCCCCUCCUUAACACGUUGAGUGAUGACCACACCAAUCACUGUAUUUUACAGCUGUUUUUCAGUUAAAACAUCUCCUGCCUAAAAUGCAUUGAAGUUUUUAAGAUAACAAAUGUAGCAGCUGGAGGUUUGUUCAACACUAUUUUUAUUUAAGCUUAUACAAAAUGGGCAACAUAUAGAAUAUUUGUUAUCAGAAGCAGUCUCCUGGGUUUUCUGUGCUGGGCAGUCCCUCUCCACCCUAGCAGCACCUGGGGAGUGUGGCCUUUAUCGGAUUUACAAAAGCAGGAUCAUAAAACUGGUGUCAGAGGCAUCUUCCUGAUGGUGCGUGGAGAUGAGCCAGCUGGCUGCUGUCUGUGCAGGGUAAAGAUACAGGUGGCCCUCGGGUCCUUCCACGCACAGCCAGAGGCUUCAGUGCAGUCUCAGAUGUGGGGGGUGGCCAAGGGGCUGUGCAGAGACACCUGUACUUGAGGUUACAGUGACUUUUGUGAGCUGGCUCAAGACAAACCAAUUAAGAUGUAGAUAGGAAUUAAUUUAAAGUAUUUUCUUAAAUAACAAAACAAAAAACCCACCUCAUUUUCAGUUAACAUGCCAUUAAAUAGAUAACAUCCUGUGGAUUUAGGGAUAUUUUCCAGCCAGAAUGGAUCCAGAAGAAUUGAAUGGUGCUUAAAUUGAGAAAUAAUAAUAAAUAUAUCUAUAUAGAAUAGACAUCCCACUGUAUAUUAAUUGAGGUUACAGAAGUUCU
Messenger RNA from Molossus molossus (Pallas's mastiff bat), 4985 nucleotides. It is a transcript of the gene GARRE1, whose product is annotated as granule associated Rac and RHOG effector 1. Gene Ontology annotation, biological process: Rac protein signal transduction. NCBI's taxonomy places the organism in Eukaryota, Metazoa, Chordata, Mammalia, Chiroptera, Molossidae. The record is from RefSeq and is a predicted model, not a curated record. The transcript is spliced from 13 exons. The coding region runs from base 639 to 3851 and encodes 1070 amino acids. Gene Ontology annotation, molecular function: CCR4-NOT complex binding.